Molecule: messenger RNA, 1798 nt
Organism: Hordeum vulgare subsp. vulgare (domesticated barley)
Lineage: Eukaryota; Viridiplantae; Streptophyta; Magnoliopsida; Poales; Poaceae
Product: adenylate isopentenyltransferase 5, chloroplastic-like
Exons: 1
Coding region: 1-1038 (345 amino acids)
Biological process (GO): tRNA modification; cytokinin biosynthetic process
Cellular component (GO): mitochondrion
Molecular function (GO): tRNA dimethylallyltransferase activity
Source: RefSeq, a predicted model, not a curated record
AUGCCGAUGAUCUCCGUGGCGCCGCCGCCGGCCCUGGCCUUCCCGAGGCUGACGCUGACGAUGCCGCCGCCGUUGAUCGCGCUCCCGGACCGCGCCGACGCGCCGCGCCCGCCCCAGCCCCUCGUGGUCCGCCACGCCGCCGCCAAGCACAAGGCCGUCGUCGUCAUGGGCGCCACGGGCACCGGCAAGUCCCGCCUCGCCAUCGACCUCGCGCUGCGCUUCGGCGGCGAGGUCAUCAACUCGGACAAGAUGCAGGUCUACACCGGCCUCGACGUGGCCACGAACAAGGUGUCCCCCCGCGAGUGCGCCGGCGUGCCGCACCACCUGCUUGGCCUCGUCGACGACCCCGACCAGGACUUCUCCGCCGCCGACUUCCGCGGCGAGGCCACGCUCGCCGCGGGCUCCGCCUCGGCGCGCGGGUAUGUCCCCGUUGUUGCCGGCGGCUCUAACUCGUACGUUGAGGAGCUCGUGGAGGGCGACCGCCGCGCCUUCCGGGAGCGCUACGACUGCUGCUUCCUGUGGGUGGACGUGCAGCUCCCCGUGCUGCGCGACUUCGUGGCCCGCCGGGUCGACGACAUGUGCCGCCGCGGCCUCGUCGACGAGGUGGCCGCCGCCUUCGACCCGCGCCGCACAGACUACUCCCGCGGCGUCUGGCGCGCCAUCGGCGUCCCAGAGCUUGACGCCUAUCUUCGCUCCACCGGCGUCGGCGAGGACGAGCGCGCGCGCAUGCUCGCCGCCGCCGUCGACGAGAUCAAGGCGAACACGUCGCGCCUCGCGUGCCGCCAGCGCGGCAAGAUCCAGCGGCUGGCGCGCAUGUGGCGCGUCCGCCGCGUCGACGCCACCGAGGUGUUCCUGAAGAGCGGCGCCGCCGCCGACGAGGCGUGGCAGCGGCACGUCGCCGCGCCCUGCAUCGACGCCGUCCGGUCGUUCCUGCUCGAGGACCAAGAAUGCAGCAUGGUCGCCGCCGCCGGCAAUGCCUCCGUCUUCGCCUCCGCCGCCGGCAAUGCAUCCGUCUUCGCCUCCACCGCCGUCGCCUAGCUAAUCCAAACACACUCCCUACAUACGUACUUACCAAAACACAAGAAACAACCUGCACGAACGAACGCUUCCCGAACUAGCUUCGGCGCCAGCUCCACAGCCCAACCGCCAUUGACGGUCGACCCGGAGCUCGACCGCGAGCUGAGCAAAGGUAGUAAGUACGGCUACGGUCAAGCUCUCGAUGACUCGCAGCGACGACGCAGAGAGUGAUCAGCUUGUUCGCGCACAAGCUGACCGAUCGAUGGACUCUGCUUCAUUUUCACUUCUUUUUUUAUUCUAGAUAACCAGAAUGAUGGAGAUCGAGAUCGAGAUCGAGCGUGGGACUCGAGAGUUUUGAGGUUUUUACCCCGAGAAUUAACCCCGCGGUUAAUUGGGGUGGCCGAUGUAACAGGCUCUUGCUGUAAUAUAGAGAGAUGUUGUCAAAACAAAUGGAUGAGUCCAUGGCUUGGAAUAUUUACCUGGUCGUCUCCGUCGUAAUCCCAGAUUAAUUUUCGGUCUCCACUCAGCUCAGUUAUCAAGAAUCUCACUCACUUGCUGCCGCACUUGCAGCAUUUUUAUUGGCAGCAUUCUUAACUGAAUCACUUUGCUCCACCAAUCGCCUGCAUCUCCGAAUGCAGAGUGGCUUCUUCUAUCAGGGACGAAGCUAGGAAAAAAAUAAUCCCCAUGGGGUCAGCUCUAUGUUAUCUCUAAUUCAACGUGUCAUCUUGCUAAACUAAAUACCUCUGUUUCAUAAUUCUAGUCAUGGUUUUAGUUCAAAUCA